GAAUUAAACUUUGAAAUUAUACAACAAAGAGUUUACCCUGUUCUCACAGGCGGCUCAGGAGGCACUAGCUCCUUUUCCAUCCAUUCAAGAAUUUCUUGAUUUGCCACCAGUCCUAGUGACAGACUUUCUGGGGUAGGAUGGAGCAGUCCGUCGUGGUUGAGAGAAGCGCGCAAGUCGCUCCUGAACCCGUCCCGGAGCAGGGGAAACCAGCCGGAUUCCAGCCGCAUCGGUUUGAGGCGCCAACCUUGGGUUUGGUGGAGCGUUCCAUCAUGGCUGUUUCUCUGAUCUUUGGAUUGUUGACUUUGCCUCUUUCCAUCUGGACAAUGUUCAGGCAAGUAAAAGAAUAUGAGCGUGCUGUCAUUUUCCGAUUUGGUCGGAUUGUUCAUGAAAAACCCAAAGGACCAGGUAUUUUCUUCUUGUGGCCCAAUGUAGACAGUAUUGUGGUUGUGGACUUGAGGACAGUUUCUUUUGACAUUCCACCCCAAGAGAUCUUGACGAAGGACUCUGUGAGCGUGUGCGUGGACGGAGCGGUGUAUUACCGCGUGGUUUGCCCCACCUCCUCUGUGACAAGGGUGACAAACGCUGAAGCAGCAACACAGCUCCUGGCUCAGACCACCCUGAGGAACACACUGGGCACAAUGAAUCUUGCAGAACUGCUCUCCGACAGAGUCGCCAUCUCACAUAACAUGGAGACAUCUCUUGACGAGGCCACGGACCCCUGGGGGAUUAAGGUGGAGCGUGUGGAGAUCAAGGACGUGAAACUUCCCCAUCAGCUGCAGAGGGCCAUGGCUGCAGAGGCGGAGGCAGCACGAGAGGCCAGAGCUAAGGUGAUUGCUGCGGAGGGGGAGAUGAAUGCGUCUCGUGCCCUGAAGGAAGCAUCUCUCAUCAUAGCGGAGUCUCCAUCAGCUCUGCAGCUGCGUUACCUGCAGACCCUCAACAGCAUCGCUGCAGAGAGGAACUCCACCAUCAUCUUCCCCCUGCCCAUCGACAUGAUGCAGGGCUUCAUGAAGAGGGAGCCAGUGCCAAAGGUGCAAUAAAUAAUAAAGGCCGAGACGUGCAAUGCCA
Engraulis encrasicolus (European anchovy) is the source of this 1065-nucleotide messenger RNA. Its product is annotated as stomatin-like. Lineage: Eukaryota; Metazoa; Chordata; Actinopteri; Clupeiformes; Engraulidae. The record is from RefSeq and is a predicted model, not a curated record. The coding region runs from base 138 to 1037 and encodes 299 amino acids. Gene Ontology annotation, cellular component: plasma membrane. The transcript is spliced from 8 exons.